Messenger RNA from Saccostrea cuccullata (small rock oyster), 918 nucleotides. RefSeq lists its product as uncharacterized. Lineage: Eukaryota; Metazoa; Mollusca; Bivalvia; Ostreida; Ostreidae. The transcript is spliced from 3 exons. The record is from RefSeq and is a predicted model, not a curated record. Bases 1 to 918 code for a protein of 305 amino acids.
AUGAACAUUAUUACACCAGUAAGUGAACCAAUAGCAUGGGUCUCCAGCUGUUUGAUGGUCGUGAAAGCAAACAAAGUCAGAAUCUGCAUAGAUCCGAAGGACUUGAACAAAGCACUUAAGAGGAGCCAUUAUCCACUUCCUACGAUAGAGGAAAUACUUCCAAACCUUUCUCGUGCAAAAGUAUUUAGUGUUCUGGAUGCACGUAACGGAUUUUGGCAUGCUGAAUUAGAUAAGGAAAGCUCUAUGCUUACUACAUUCAACACCCCAUUUGGACGAUUCAGAUGGUUCAGGAUGCCCUAUGGUGACACAGAAGAGGAUGCCAUUGUAGACAUUGACCAGCAACUGAAAGCACUCAUGAAGAGAUGUCGUGAACGAGGACUUGUGCUCAACAAGGACAAACUAGGACUUCGUGAGACGGAGAUUUUCCAAAGUGAUCACAAACCCUUAGAGCCACUUCAUACAGCACCGAAACACUUACAGAGGAUGCUGCUUCGACUGCAGAAAUACUCAACAAAGCUAGAGUAUCAUCCCGGUGAGGAAAUGCACUUAGCCGAUACGCUUAGUAGAGCAUACUUACAGAACAGUGAUCGUACAGGUGCACUCCUAGAUGAAAUAGUUCAUUUCACACAUAUACAGCGGACGGUAGGAGAUAGUCUUCAAGAAAUUAGGGACGAAACUCGACGAGAUAACACAUUACAGGAACUCAUUCAUGUAAUACUUACCGGAUGGCCCGAGAUGGUAUCUGAUGUCAAGGACACAGUGCGGCCAUAUUUUAAUUUUCGAGAUGAGCUAGUCAUACAGGAUGGAGUUAUCUUCUGCGGAGACAGAAUUGUGAUACCCAUCAGAAUGAGGCAGGACAUGUUAUGCAAGAUUCACAAGUCUCAUAGGAGUGGAAGGAAGUCUAUGUCGUGCACAUGA